AUGUACGAUUUACACUGUAAAUUUGAAGUCCUUCAAGUCACAAGAUUAAAUCGAAGACAAGUAGAUGAAAACGGUACUCAAUACAUUCCAACAAAAACAUGCGUAGUUAGUUUUAAGUCACAAGUGUUACCAAAAUAUAUAACAAUCAACAAGGUACUAAAGGAAGUCGAACCAUACAAACAAAAGGUGCUAUUAUGCUUUAAUUGUCUUCGAUUUGGACAUACAGGUGGGCAGUGUAAGAGCAAGGCUAGGUGCGAUAAAUGUCAAGAAUCCCACAACUCAAAAGAUUGUAAAAAGACCGAUCUCACUCCAAAAUGUUUUAACUGUUCGGGAGAUCAUUUUACUACAAAUUUAAGCGCGUGUCAAGAAUUUCAGCGUCAAAAACUUAUUAAAGACGCUAUGUCUUCCAAUAAUAUUAGUUAUCAAGACGCAAACAAACAGUUCCCCAGUAACUCCUAUGCAAAAGUAACAUCCAUAAAUACGGAACAAACUACAAACCUCUCCUGCCUCAAAACUUUCCCUCCAUUAAAUCCCAAUAAUUAUACACCCACCCAAUUCCCAUCAAAUCCAAUUAACAAAAUGUCAACUAAUAAUAUAUUCUACAAUAAUAAUUCAAAUAGUACAAAUUCUCGAACAUUCAAAAGACAGACCAAAUAG
Messenger RNA from Diabrotica virgifera virgifera (western corn rootworm), 657 nucleotides. RefSeq lists its product as uncharacterized. The transcript has a single exon. Bases 1 to 657 code for a protein of 218 amino acids. The record is from RefSeq and is a predicted model, not a curated record. Gene Ontology annotation, molecular function: nucleic acid binding; zinc ion binding. Lineage: Eukaryota; Metazoa; Arthropoda; Insecta; Coleoptera; Chrysomelidae.